Messenger RNA from Columba livia (rock pigeon), 4316 nucleotides. RefSeq names its product glycosylphosphatidylinositol specific phospholipase D1 (gene GPLD1). The transcript has 25 exons. The coding region runs from base 927 to 3437 and encodes 836 amino acids. Gene Ontology annotation, cellular component: extracellular region; extracellular matrix. The record is from RefSeq and is a predicted model, not a curated record. Gene Ontology annotation, molecular function: GPI anchor phospholipase D activity. NCBI's taxonomy places the organism in Eukaryota, Metazoa, Chordata, Aves, Columbiformes, Columbidae.
GCCCCGGAGGAGGGGCCGCGCCAAAAGCGGCCUCUCGGCGGAGCUGGCCGGUGGGCGGGUAGCGGUGUUUGUUCUGCCCUUGCAGGGGUAGCGGCGCGGAACUGUUGAGGGGCUUCUCAGUCGGGUGUCCCCAGCCGCGCUGAGACCCCGCUCCGGAGGGAGAUGGUGGGCUUGUGCGUGGUGGUUUGGCUGCAGGAGCACCGGCCCCAGGGAGGCUGAGGUCGCCCUGGGCCACUGGCCCUCGCCACCGGCUCCCGCGGCAGCCGCGGUCGGUCUCUGGCCCGGGGGCCGUGCGGAGCCCCUGCCCGGCGCCACCGUCUCGCUGGGAGCGGCGUGGCCCGGCACAACCAGCCAAGCUCACAGCGUACGUGUGGCAGGGGCGCUCAGCGUUGCCCUCUGUAGAGAAAUCAGGCUUUCAGUCCGGAUCGUAAAACCCAAACUUAAGUGUGCGAUGUCCUGUCAGCUCACCAAAGCUUACGAAUUUGUAUUGCGUACAACUAAGGAGCUAUUGUGUUUCUACCAAUGCCACUUUGGCAAUAGGCUCUGUUUUUUUGGGAACUCUGACAUAGCUGUUGUAAGGCAAACACAUCAUGAGCCGGAUGAACUGUGGGAUGCUGUUCUCUGCUGUGCUUUUGUAUGUUAACAGAAACCUCGCUGCUGCGGCGCAGUGAUGGCAGUAACACUGCCCUAACCCAGAGAUACUACAGAAUUCAGGAGGAGAGAACACCUAUAGGUUAUUUCCUUUUUUAUAAGUUAUUUUAUCUGAGAUAAAGAAAAGCAUUGAUAUAAGCCUCUCAAAUACGGCAGUCACCUACUUGCUGUGUCAGCAAUAUGUCUGAAAGAAAAGGCAUGCUCUGUAACCUACAUUUCAAAGGUCAGAGUGCUACUGCUCCAGACUUCUGAAAAUCACAGUUCGAGGCAGCAUCAUGGCUGUUUUGAAGAUCUGGUCUGUUUUGCUGGUUAUACUAUGCCAUUUCUGCAAAAGAUGUAGCCUGAGUGGCAUUUCAACACAUGUUGAAAUAGCACAUAGAGCUCUGGAAUUUUUCAUUAAGCAUGAAGGGAAUGUUAAUUAUAGACAGUUAUUACUAAACCACCAAGAUGCAUUUCAGGCUGGGAGCAUUUAUCCUGAUGCCUUUUAUCCUCCAAUCUGCAAAAGUGGAAUAUUCCAUGAUGUGUCAGAAGACACUCACUGGUCACCAUUUCUCAAUGCAAGUAUUCACUACAUCAGAAGGAAUUAUCCUCAGCCUUGGGAAGAGGCUACGGAGAAGCUGGUGGCUUUCCUGUUCGGAAUCGCCUCACAUAUGGUGGCAGAUGUUAGCUGGCAUAGCCUGGGCAUCGACCAAGGAUUUCUAAAGGCCAUGGGAGAAAUUGAUUUUCAUGGUUCAUACUCAGAAGCUCACAAUGUUGGUGAUUUUGGAGGAGAUGUAUUGAGUCAGUUUGAACUGGACUUCAGUUAUCUGGCAUCAAAAUGGUAUGUACCUGUCAAAGACCUAGCAGCUAUUUAUAAGGAAUUUUAUGGAAGAGAGAUCAUAACUGAAAGCACAAUUACUGACUGUACUUACCUGCUGUUUCUUGAACUGCAUGGAGAAAGGCUUGCUGUUGCCAAGCUUUUUCCAACAUAUGCUAUUAAAUCUCCGUUUCUGGUGGAGAAGUUUCAUGAAUAUUUCCUUGGAGGAGUGGAUGACAUGGCGUUCUGGACAAACAAUAUUUUUGAGCUGACAAGCCAUAUGCUAGAGAAUGGAACCAGUGGCUGCUUCCUGCCCGAGAACCCUCUGUUUAUAAACUGCACAAGAGAACACAAGGGCAACUAUGUCAGAAACAAGCAAUCAAAACAUGAACAUCAAAAGAAUGCAACUUCUUUGCUUACAAAAACACUUGAAAAGAAUAUAAAUUAUACAGAGAGAGGAGUUCACUUCGACAUACAGUCUUGGGCAACAAAUUCCCUCCACUUGAUAAAACGUGCCUUUACAACCUAUGCCUGGAGAAUGUUAGCAGCUACACAUCAGAAAUCUUCUAAGCACAUCUCCAAACCCACAGCUUCAUAUUUUCUGACUACACCUUAUGCUAGACUUGGAUGGGCAGUGGUCUCAGCUGAUCUAAACCAGGAUGGAUAUGGAGAUCUGGUGGUUGGAGCACCAGGGUACAGCACACUGGGCCGUGUUCAGAUAGGACGGGUGUACGUGGUCUAUGGAAACCAGUCAGGUUUGCCACCAGAGGACAUGAAUCUAGAUGGGAAAGCCGAUCAAAUACUACAGGGUUAUCAGCCUUCAGGAAGAUUUGGUUCUGCCUUGGCAGUCCUGGACUUCAAUGAGGAUGGAGUGCCAGAUCUGGCCAUUGGAGCACCUUCUGUGGGAUCUCAGUUUCUUACUUACAAAGGUGCGGUGUAUGUCUAUUUUGGCACAGAAGGAAGAGGCUUGGCAUCUCAGCCAAAUAUUACCAUAACUUGUCAGUAUUCCUACUGUAAUCUUGGUUGGUCCCUCCUGGCAGCUGAUGUUGAUGGGGAUGGAAAUGCUGAUCUGGUUGUGGGCUCUCCAUAUGCACCUGGUGGUGGGCAGCAGAGAGGAUUUGUGGUUGCAUUUUACUCUUAUUUCAACAGGAGUGACCAAGGACUUCUGUCAGUGCAGGAUGCCAACUGGAUGGUGAAGGGGGACGAAAAUUAUGCUUGGUUUGGAUUUUCACUUGACAGCUGCCAGCUGGAGAACAAAACAUUACUACUGAUUGGUAGCCCUACCUGGAAGAGUUGUGCUGGCUGCAAUCCCUUCCCAUCGGAUGUCGGGCAGAGUGUUGGGAAGGUCUAUGGGUAUAACCCACCAAGCAUAGAGCGCUGGUUCGCCGUAACUGGAGACAAGGCGAUGGGCAGAAUGGGUUUGUCUCUGGCCAGUGGUGUGAUGUCUGUGGCUGGGAUCACAAGGACAGUUUUGGUGGUGGGUGCACCUACUGCAGAUAGCCUGUCGAGGAUUUCAUUUAUAACCUCAGUGCUGCACCAGGCUGGACUGGCGCUGGUGUAUGACCUGACAGACAGCACCAAGCCUUCUUUGCUCAGCACAUUCAGUGGGGACAGGAGGUUUUCUCGUUUUGGAGGAGAUGUAUUCUUAAGUGACCUGGACAAUGAUGGACUAGAUGAAAUGAUUGUGACAUCCCCACUCCGAACUAAUGACGCCACCACAAUACUGUUUGGUGGGACAGCUGGCUACGUUUACAUUUACAAUGGGAAGCAGGCGUCCUCAGGGAAUGUGACAGGCCACUGCAAAUCAUGGACAUCUCCCUGUCCUGAGGAAUGGGCACAGUAUGUUCUGAUUUCUCCUGAGGAACUAUCAAGAUUUGGGAGUUCUGUUAUCACUGUCAAAUCUGCAAGAAAGAAAGAAGUUGUAGUGGCAGCAGAGAGAAGUUCGGCGAAAGCUCGGCUUGGUGGAAGGCUUUUUGUCUACUCGCUCUGAAAGUUCAUGGGAGCCUUUAAAAAGAGGGCACAGCUGGUAUUACAGUGAAGAAUCUCUGUAGUAUCGGUGGUACUUACCUUAACCCAGACAAACCAACAGAGACACAUGACAGCAAACUUUUGAUAGACAGAUGACACAGAUAGGUAGGUAGGCUGCUAGGUAGUAUUAAGGGAGGGAAUGAUGGUCACUGUUUUUAAGUGAACGGGAAUAUAAGCAUUCAUGGUGGUUCGACUUACAAACCAACCAAAGCUAUGUCAGUCAUGUAGAAGUGGAAAUUAAUUCUCUUGCAAGCAGUAGCAUCGCUUCACCUAGAACAAACCUGAGGCUGAAAUGAGCAGAGGCUGGAUUUUGGUAGUAGUAUUUGGCUGUAUGAGGAAUGUUCAGUGGUCACCUUCUUUGCUGGUCAGAGUAUUUUCUUGACAAAACCAGGAAAUAAUAGCACGUAAUUUACAACUCCUUGUAGACUGUGAUUAAGAUAGGGAUUCUAAGCAAUCAAAAAUUGCUGUAAAAAUAAGAAGCAUGGAGGAGUGGCAGCUCUAAGCCAGACAAAAAGGUGGGUGCCAAUCAGGACUGCCUCUGUCUCUAGCAAGUCUUGGGGGCCACCACAUUCACGUUGUAGAACAGCUGGGAUCUCCCAGGAAGAAAAGCACAAACAAGACUGGUUAACAUUUGGGAAGUGCUCUUGCUUUUGCACCAUGGCUGAAACUACUCUGAUACCCUUUGCUUGUGUUUUCAUGUACAAUUCCAUGACUAUGGUAACUUAGAAUUGUUAACAGAUUUUAUUGUUAACAGUAUUGUCUUCAACUAAUUAACGCUAGUUUUGUAUGAUGCAGGUUUAACAGUGUUUAUCAAUUACCUAUUAAACAACUUGAGCAGCAA